Messenger RNA from Danio aesculapii, 780 nucleotides. RefSeq names its product SREK1-interacting protein 1 (gene srek1ip1). The coding region runs from base 102 to 578 and encodes 158 amino acids. NCBI's taxonomy places the organism in Eukaryota, Metazoa, Chordata, Actinopteri, Cypriniformes, Danionidae. Gene Ontology annotation, molecular function: nucleic acid binding; zinc ion binding. The transcript has 5 exons. The record is from RefSeq and is a predicted model, not a curated record.
UAGACGGUUCGGUUUUGUGUUUUGAAAAGCGGCGGACGGAAAGCGAGAGUUAUUUUAUAUAACUCUGUUAUAAUUUAUAUCUAUUAAUAAUCGAGUACAACAUGGCUGCCCCAGGUCCAAACAAAGACAACAUCAGAGCUGGAUGUAAAAGAUGUGGCUAUCCUGGUCAUCUUACCUUUGAAUGUCGUAACUUUCUUCGUGUGGAUCCAAGGAAGGAUAUUGUUUUGGAUGUGAGCAGCACCAGCACCGAGGAGAGCGACGAGGAAGAGCAGGAAGCUCUCAGUAAAGAAAAGAUCUUCGGCAGCCAUUCAAAAGGUUCACAGGAAGAUUCUAGAAAAGAAAAGCAUAAAAAGAAAAGCAAGGAGAAAUCACAUGGAAAGGCAAAAAAAAGGUCUUAUUCAUCCAGUGAUGAGGAGGAGGAGGAAGUGAGCAAAAAGAAGAAAAAGCACAAGAGCAAUAAGAAGAAAGGAAAGAAGGAGAAGAGAGAGAAAGAAAGGAAGCACAAGAAGAAACAGAAAAAGAAAGACACAGAGUCCUCUUCAUCUGACAGCUCUUCUGAAUCAUCAGACACAGACUAAAGCUGAAUCACGUCUUUUAUUUGGACCAUUUACAGGACCACAACAAAAUAUUAGGAACCUAUAAAAUACCUUCUGCAGGAAGCCAUUUGUACAUAAUUCUGUUACAGACAGCUUGAUUCUUAAAAGUAUGCUGGUUAUUUUGUGGCGUUUCUAAUGAAACUGUAUUUUGUAUAUAAAUGAAAUUAAAACAACUCUAAAUCUC